AUGUUGAACAUGUGGAAAGUUGGGUCGAAGAGCAGCAGCCAAGUGCCAUCGGAAAAAUCGUAUAUAUUCCACCCUGUGACCCUUAAAGCGACCAGAGUGCGAGCUUGCAAUCAGUGUAGAGCGAAGAAAUUAAAAUGCACUAAGGAGAGGACAGGUUGUGAGAGAUGCCGAAUGUUCUCAAGGCAAUGCGUCUAUCAAGAUUCACAUACUACGGGAGUACCCCUUAAAAUAGUCUCACCACGCGAGCAGGUAGUCUGUCUAUCAACAUCGUGGGAUGAGUCGGAUAUAUUGGAGGACCGUCAUGAAGCUAACCGUCUGGGUUCGAUAUCGGUAGAUACCGCUCUUUACGUCCCUUUUGAUUCAAGAGAUGAGUACCUCUUAGUCGACACUAUACCGGAGUUGACCCAUACGCCAGGUCUAGAUCAAUACGAGACCUCGGAGUCAAGCAUUAGCAACGUGGAAGGGAUAUAUGAGCCUAGUCUGGACUUGUCCCAGUUGGUAUCACCAGUGUGGCCAUUUGCAGAGCCGGAUAUAUUUGCCUCGACGCUAAAAUUGACUGACCCGGAUGAUAUGGUCAUUGAAUCCUUAAUGCCUCCCAACACUGAGCCAGAGGGCGUGAACUUGAAUGUAGACGUAGGGAUGAAAUCCUUAUGUCAUUUCGAGUUUGCACGAUCUUGCGAGGAAUGGCAAUACGUUACAAACAGGCAAACUGAUCAAACUACACAUCCUUGCUUAUGUCUUCACGCACAUAGAAUCACACUCAUCAUCUUCGAUUUGGAAGACAUCGCUAUAAGGAUUGACAAUCUGGACAGUGCCCUCAACAUCAAUAAAGAGGCCCUUCGUCACGGAAACGAUAUGAUCAAUUGCGAGAUCUGUAUGACUUACUUUGAAAAUAUAACCAUUCUCACGUCUCUAAUAGAGACACUUGGGAAGACAUGCCAAGACAUCUCGGAUGCUUAUCCACAAUUAUCUUCAACAUCGGCUCCCAAGGGUACUGCCCAGCUAGUUGUUCCUGGUUUCAUACUAGGAAGCUAUGCGGCGGAUUCAUUAGAUGAACUUAGAAUACUAGUCCAAGGACUACUGGGUCUGCAGAUCCAAAGUAUUCAUAUUGUGAGUGUUGAAGAGUUUAUUCAAGAGCGCCUCUUCUAA
Messenger RNA from Daldinia vernicosa, 1149 nucleotides. RefSeq lists its product as uncharacterized. Gene Ontology annotation, biological process: regulation of DNA-templated transcription. Bases 1 to 1149 code for a protein of 382 amino acids. The record is from RefSeq and is a predicted model, not a curated record. The transcript has a single exon. NCBI's taxonomy places the organism in Eukaryota, Fungi, Ascomycota, Sordariomycetes, Xylariales, Hypoxylaceae. Gene Ontology annotation, molecular function: zinc ion binding; DNA-binding transcription factor activity, RNA polymerase II-specific.